CAAUGGAAACGCUCAGCCUAUUUUGAUGUCAGUCAGUCAGACUCAAAAUCAUCUCGUAAUCAUCGUUCAAGUUGCAUUUUACAUAUCUUCUGUAGAUUUUCCGAAUACUAAGUCGGAAUCGCCCAGAAAUUAGUUUGAAAUCAUGGGUAUUACUCGCACUGGUCGUGACAUCGACAAUCAAGAUGAAUCCGUCUCCAACUAUCAUUCUGUCAAUGACCCGCCUGAGCCCUCAGACCUCGAAUCGGAGGCAGUCUCUGUCAUCUCGGAAGCAGUUGUCGAUUUUGAUGAUGAAGUUGUUUUCAUCGAAUCUGAUUUGAAUAGGUUGAAUGAUGAGCUUACUCAAUUGCUUGUCAUUGAGCAACCCCGCCGGCCCGCUCCGAGGAUCCGCCGAAGGGCCCGGUCAGAAUCAUUGGUUUAUUUCCUUGAUAAACAGGUUUUGAACCCGAAGAAAAUGGCAUCUCUUGGAAAGCGUGCUGCUCGUCGCUAUGCCAAUAGUAUGCAAUUGAUUGCCUUUGCUGAAAAAGAUCUUGAUGCGGAUGAUGUCGAUUCAUUUCUAUCUCGUUGCAGAGAAGGACCCUUCUAUGGACUCUUGUCCGAAAAAGAUUCAGAGGAGCUGUCAAAGUUCAUCAGUGGGUUAGGCUUAGACGAAAUAUGCCCUAAGAAAUUUCUUCAAAGCGCUGAAAUGAAGAAGGAAAAGCCUAGAAAGAAGAGUAAGAACAGCACCAAGGAUCAGUUUUUGGCAGAGACCGCUUUUCGUAAGAUCAGCACCUAUCAGAGAAGUUUAUUCAAAGGAAGAAAUUCCCCGCGGGGAAUCAUUGAAACUCAGGAAAAUACUUUGGUCAACUUUUUUGAAACAUCUCCCGCAGAAAUUUGGGAGUCAGCAGAGCUUUCAGACUUUGAACGGUUGAUCAUGCAUGGAGUAACUGAAUACUAUCAGCUUCAGUCAAAAAGCAUCCCAGCCAAGAAUAAAAAUAAAUUAAUGCGAGUUUCAAAUCAUAAAGCUAAGUUCUCAGUGCCUCCGUUACGAUUGACUGAAUAUUUGGACUGUCUUGAUCUUCAGUCCAACCGAUCCAACUGCCGCACACCGAAAGCAGCUUAAACUGCCGUAUCUUACCUCGGACAAAAUUUCUUAAUCGAUUGACUCUUCACUUCUUUUUUAUGUUCGUUGAAUCUGUUUCAAUAUUUGACUUAAUUCAUGUACAUAUGUUCGUAUGUAAUACUUGGGCUAUUAUAGUAGAUUUAGCUAUGUCUUGAGAUCGUACAGUGUAAAUUGUUUCGAGAUCAGCAAGGCCAGAAAAUUUUGAAGUCUUGUAUCAUUUGAGCUGGUAAUUAUUGAGCUCUUGUUAAUUAAAAAGUUAACUUUACUUUAAAUUACGUUCUCGUAGCAUUUUUCAUUCAGAGAAAGAUAAAAGCUGAUAGCUAGGUCAAGAAAUUUGUUCAUUUAUUUAAAUAUCAAAAAUUUAAGCCUCUAAUAUCCUCAUGAGAGGCAUUAUUAAGCUCUUAACUCCCUCUUUAUUCUUCAUUACAGUUUAACAACUCUUUUUUAAGUCCUUUGAAAUUUUAAAACGACGAGGGAAACUAAUGUAUUGAAUACAUUCAGAAGGUUAUAGACAAUAGUUAAUUUCAGAUUUUCAUUUAUAUAGUAUUAAAUUUAAAGAUUUUACUCUUAUAACUUGCCUGAAUAUUAAUUUGGACGAAAAAUAACUUCCCUGGUCUGUUUUUGAUAGUGUUCGAAAGUUCUUUCCCUCUACAUAUCUCUUUGUGAGCUCAUCACAAGCUGAAGUUUUGGUUCAAUGUGGAAGAAUAUGUUUUCAGUUUUCUCUCUCUUGUAAUUAUAUUUUUAGGCUAUAUAAUUUGUGCAUCUUGGUGAAAGCAUAUGGAUAAUAAUUUGUGUAUAGAUUUAAUUGAGUAAGGACUGAUGUAAAUAAUUUGCUGUCUCUCUGUGAGCCUUCAAAUUUUGCCAAAACCCUUAAAACUUUCCCUCCCUCUACCCUUUGUGUAAUUUUGUAACUUUAUAGAAAAUGUUUUUUUGGUUUUGGAUUAUAUCCUAACGGAGCCUCUCUAAAAUAAAAUACAAUUAAAUGAAUCUACGGUGAUGAAGCUCUCAUGGGCGAAUCAAGAGGGCCUUGAGAAUUCAUGACUUUAUUUUCUUUUGUUGUAUUCUACCUUUUGUAUUUCAUUUUGUAUGUGUUUUUUUACAAACUAAGAAAUGCCUCUUUGUCAUCUGAAUGUAUUUAUGAGAUGGAUUGAAGUUAAGGUGCAGACUGUAGCUAGGUCAGUUUAGCUUUCAGCCUUCAAAUUAAUAUUUAUAUAUAUCAUCUUAAUUUUAAUUUCUCCUUAAAAUUUUGCACUAUCAACGCAGCUCUAGGGGACCACUUGCCUUGAUUUCUUUUAAAUUAUUGACAUAUUUGAAACAUUUUGGAUUGUGGAGGAAUAUCCAUUCCUAGAAAACGAGUAUUAUCGCUUUGAAUCCUUCAUCUAUGGCGCAUGAGUGCCUGGUGCAUUUAACAACUCAGUGUUUGUUGCACUGUACCUUUAAGACUAUUCAGAUGCCACACAAUAUGAAACACGCUAUUUAGUCAAAAACCGCAGUUAAAACAUCACUGAGAAACUUUUUUGUUAUCAAUAUUUAUCUAUCUUUUAUUCACUGCCGAAUCUUAUCAUUCUACAUAUUAUUUAUUCAUUUGUGUUACUAAGCAUUCUGUGAUUUAGACAGAGCUGAUUUCCAUUGCAAACCAAAAUUUUUUGAAAUUGCAUAAUGAAGAUCAGCAUUAACACUGAGAUUUUUCAGCUUGAUUAUCACAAAUUUUCCUAAUUGAAUGCUUGUAAUCAAAAAGUUCCAGUAAAUAGGAAUGGCUGAGGUCGAUUGUGUGCAAUUUUCUUGCUAUUUGUGGGUGCAUUUUAAGUUAUCUUUUUGGUUUCUAUUUUAAUCAAUGCCUCAGGAAGAUUUAGAUGCGUGAAUUUGGCAUUAAUAUCAAAGAAUUUUUCCAGUGGUAAACCUUAUGUGCCUUUAGGAAAAAUGGACUGUUUUUAACUUACCAUUGAUUGGGUCAAUCACUAUUGACCUAAAGUAGUGUCACCUAUUCUGUCAUAACUGCCACCUAUGACUAAGUUGAGAUCGUUUAUCAAAUCAUUGUUACAGGGUUUCCUACGCUGUCAUAAUAUCUUUGAUCUUGUAUUCUUAAAAUCAUUACCAACGAACUUCUUGAAGCCACCAAUUUGACCUAUGGAUCAUGUCUUUAAUUCUCAGGCAUUGAUGUACCUAAUGACUAUAUUGAUCCUUAUAAUCAUGGAUUGUAACAAAAUAAAAAAAAUGUAAAUAUAGGCAGUUGGUGUGAAAAAUAUGUGGUGAAACAAUCAUCUUUGUAUUUUUCUCAAUGUUUGUUUUCUGGAUAAUGAUUCGUUGCAUUUAUUUUCGAUCUAUUCACUGAAAGUGAUGUAACAAUCGGCAUAGAAAAUGGCCAGUCAAAAUACUGCAAGUUCAGUCUAGAAUAUUACUGUGUUAUUUUGAUAUGUUUCUUAUCAAAAACUAGGUGGGUCAUCCCGUCAGUGGACAUGGUUAUGACAUUAACUUAAUAUAUGGGAUUUUUCCUGUAAAUUUCAUCGAGUUUAAAUCAUUGUGCCAAAACUAAAAGGUGUAAAGUUAAGUUUUGUUUCCAGCAAAUACUGUCCCCUCUAUACGUAAUGAGGUGUAGAAGUGAAAAAUAUGUAAAUAUUUUUUAUGGAAGAGGCUGUGAUUCAAUAUCAGCUGGUUUUUUAAAAUAAUGUUUUUGUGAAACGGCUAUCUUUCAGUGCAGGCCUGCUUUGCACGAAUGCUUUUCUCUAUUUUAAUAUUUUCAAAUGCUGAGAGUGUCAAGCAAACUGGAUAAGCUGGACAAGUCAGGGAAUUCAAGUUUAAAACUUUGUUUUCGAUUUUGUAAAAUUCAAAUCUAGUCUGUUGUAAUUUAAUUUCGUCAUUUUGUGCUGCUGUUUUUCCCCAGUAGUCGUUGAAAUAAUAUUUUGCUACUUGCAUGAAAACCAUCAUGUUUAAAUCAAGUUUGUGAUCGCAUCGAUAAAAGUCUCUGGUUUUAAUGAUACUUAAACAGAAAUUGUGUUGCAUAACCUAGUAAAAAUAAAAAAAAAUGUUGGAAACUUUAAUAAUGGAAAGUUAGAAUAUUAGAGCAAAUCACUCUCAGACAUCCUGUAUUCAUGGAAAGUUGAGAGAGGGACCACUUGGCACUCUGCAAGAUGUUUUUUAAUGCUACUUUGCUUCAGUCAAAAAUGUUUAUUUUAUGUUUUGUUUAUUUCUCAAAUCCUGUGGAUAGCACAGAGAAAAAAAAAAAUGUACAUAUUUACUUACCCCUCCUUAUUUAUACAUAUAUUUACCACAAAUUUAUCGCAGAUUGCAACUCUUAUAAAGUAUAAUUAGACAUACUAUAGAAUUGGAAAAAGGGUUUGGAAGCAGCUGAACUCGUUACGUUUUAUUUAUUUACUUAUGUAUGAUCGAGUCUGUGAAAAGGGACUUGAUCUCCUGGGAGAAAAUUUGCAUUUGCUUUUCCUCAAAUGCAUGGAGGAAGAAAAUCUGGACAUUGUUGCGCAAAGACCUUGUUAGCUGAAACAUUGAAGGAACUAUGAGUCCUAAAGAUCCAAGUUAAACAUUUUUGCUGUAGAAAAUCGUGGUUUGCGUUUUCAAAUAACAUAAAAGAAAAUGUUUUCCCAGAAAAUGAGGCUCCUUUCCAUGGAUCCAGUCAUAUUUAUCUGUUUAUCUUCUUUUAUUUUUUUUUGUAACUAACAAAUAGGUUUUUAUGUAGUUGAUAUUAUUAACUGUUUUGUUUGAAAGUGUAUCUAUCUGAUUGUCAUUAAAUUUUCCGAUAUGUUCGGUAGUAGGUUUGAGUUAAUAACCUCUGCUCUUUGUUAAAUGAAUGUUUUAGCUGUAUUUUAUUUUAUUGCAUCAUCAUUCUAUUUAAUUUCUCUAAAUUUAUUUAAUAAAUUGAUUAAUGGGCAUGCAAUCUAAA
This is a messenger RNA of Bemisia tabaci, 4994 nucleotides long. RefSeq names its product R3H domain-containing protein 4. The record is from RefSeq and is a predicted model, not a curated record. NCBI's taxonomy places the organism in Eukaryota, Metazoa, Arthropoda, Insecta, Hemiptera, Aleyrodidae. Gene Ontology annotation, molecular function: nucleic acid binding.